Molecule: messenger RNA, 1536 nt
Organism: Zymoseptoria tritici IPO323
Lineage: Eukaryota; Fungi; Ascomycota; Dothideomycetes; Mycosphaerellales; Mycosphaerellaceae
Exons: 2
Biological process (GO): DNA-templated transcription; positive regulation of transcription by RNA polymerase II
Molecular function (GO): sequence-specific DNA binding; DNA-binding transcription factor activity, RNA polymerase II-specific; zinc ion binding
Source: RefSeq, a predicted model, not a curated record
AUGUCGCGACGUCCAUCACGCCAUGUUCCAGAAUCUCACACGCCAGCCACGCCCAUCACGAACCGCGCGCAACGAAGAAAAGAGGCCACUGCCAUUGAUGAUCUCGUAUCGGACUUUGGCUUCCUUUCCGUCAAUGCAACCGCGCGAGACUUCUAUGGCUUCACCACGGCCAUGUCUUAUUCGAGGCUCAUUCUAUGGGCAUGCUGCAAGGAUCCGCUCCCGGCAGGUCUGACACAGCCUCUCCCUCCGCGGCACGCUGCGAACAUGCUGAUCCAGCAUUACCUGACGAACGUCUUCGAUCUUCUACCAGUAUUCGACGAGGCUAGCUUUUUCGCAUCGUUCGACACAGUGUAUUCUAAGAACAACCGCCAAGUCGAACCGCAGGAUCUAUGGAACGUGCGAAUAGUGCUCGCCAUCUCUAGUGCCUCCGUGUCCGAGCAGCGCGGCGACCAACGCUAUCUGGAAGCGAUAGGCCACAUUUGUGCUGCUCUCGAGCAAUCGGAAGCUGUACUACAUCCCGGCGCCAUCGCAAGUGUGCAGGCGCUUGUAUUACUUACUCAAUACGCGAUGCUGGACCCGCAUCACUUCGAUUCCUGGGGCCUCAUCGGAGCUGCAUCACGAGCAAUGGUAGAUCUUGGUCUGCACCAGGAUCCUCCCAAAGGCUCUCCGAUGCAGAAGGGAAAGCUAGAGCUACGCCGGAGAGUCUACUAUUGUGUCUACGCUCUGGACCGAUCUACCUCACUCGUGCAGACCCGCGCGUUCUCCUUUUCGGAUGAUAGCGCCAAGGUCAAGAUCCCGUUCACCCGCUCGUCAUCCUCCGCUCCCACGACACCACAACCCACUCAACAGCAAAAUGUGUGGUUGCAGUCGACCGACCGGGCACUGGAUUUGGCCACCCUGCGUCAAAUACAAUCGAGGUGGUACCACGAUCUGUUCCAAUCCGGUCGCACCCGAUGGGACGAUCCAUAUCCUUACAUUUGGAAUACAUGCGACGAGAUGCGCAAAUGGUUCGAGGAUCUGCCAACUUCGAUCAGCCCAAACAUGCAUGCAUUCUUCGAACUGGACUUACUCUACUCCUACGUCUACGUAUUAUCGCCGUCUCCUCGCGUCCCGAUCAUCGACCCUUUCGCACAAAAGCUCAUCUUCGAGUACUGCAUUCGAUAUGCAGAGUCGAUGGUCCGACUGAUUAGCGAUCCGAGUUACUCCGCUCCACUGACCUUUUACGAUGCGAUGCGAGUGUACAUGACAGGACGACAAUUCCUUGACGUCCUCCAGCACAACACAGAUGGUCUCCUCGACGGCCAUGUACCAUCGCAUCCCAAAGUGAAACCAUCGACAGCGCCGGCUCCACCUAUGCCAGUUGUUGCAUUGCCGCCGGGCGAUACUGUGCUCCACUUCAACGUGGUGCGAAGCAUCACAUGCAUCAAGCAGAUUACUGAGUGUUUGUCCCGCUUCGGCAUUCGUUGGGGCUAUAUGAGCUGGAAGCAACGCUACCAAAGCGAGACUGCCAGUAUGCUGGAAGACCUCAACACUCGC